CUACAACAUUAUCUAGAGCCAUUAACAUAUAACAGCUAACUAUGGCAUACCGGGGACCUUCGUAUGGGCUAAGCCUAGACUGCCAAAAAAAGACGAGGGAGAAGUUUGAUCUGGACAAGGCUAAGGAAGCCAUAUCGUGGAUCGAGCAGGUGACAGGUAGAACUUUGCAGCCGGCAUCAGGAGAAUUCCGGAAUGAGCGUGAUGUUGCAGCCGUUCUCAAAAAUGGUGUCGCCUUGUGUGAAUUAAUGAACAAGAUACAACCAAAGUCUAUACCGAAAAUCCACAAAUCAAUGGCCCCAUUUCAACAGAUGGAGAAUCUGGAUAUGUUCACAGCAGCAUGCAGUAAGUAUGGGAUGAACAACCUGGACAUAUUCCAGACUGGGGACCUGUACGAAGUGAAGGCCAUGUACACAGUUGUCAACUGCAUCCAUGCUCUUGGGUCUCUGGCUCGGAAGAAUGGUUUUGAAGACUCCCAGUUUGGUGUGAAGUUAGCCGACAAGAAUGAACGUAAAUUCACUGAAGAUCAGAUAGCUGAAUCAAACCGGGUCAUAGGUCUCCAGUAUGGGAGUAACAAGGUGGCUUCUCAAGCAGGCAUGACACCCUACGGACUGGCUCGGCAGAUCCUUUCUCCAAGCUCUCCUACAGAAAGCCAGCCUCCUCUGUGACCAUCU
Molecule: messenger RNA, 671 nt
Organism: Haliotis rubra (blacklip abalone)
Lineage: Eukaryota; Metazoa; Mollusca; Gastropoda; Lepetellida; Haliotidae
Product: calponin-2-like
Exons: 6
Coding region: 42-665 (207 amino acids)
Molecular function (GO): protein binding
Source: RefSeq, a predicted model, not a curated record